Ochotona princeps (American pika) is the source of this 942-nucleotide messenger RNA. RefSeq names its product olfactory receptor 1M1. The transcript has a single exon. Gene Ontology annotation, biological process: G protein-coupled receptor signaling pathway. The record is from RefSeq and is a predicted model, not a curated record. Gene Ontology annotation, molecular function: olfactory receptor activity; G protein-coupled receptor activity. Bases 1 to 942 code for a protein of 313 amino acids. Gene Ontology annotation, cellular component: membrane. Lineage: Eukaryota; Metazoa; Chordata; Mammalia; Lagomorpha; Ochotonidae.
AUGGGACCCAGCAACCAAACGAGCACAUCCGAGUUCAUCCUCCUGGGCCUUGCAGAAAGCCCGGAACGGGAGACUCUCCUCUUCUCUGUCUUCCUCUGCAUGUAUGUGGUCACAGUUAUGGGCAACCUGCUCAUCGUCCUGGCCAUCAGCUGGGACUCCCACCUCCACACGCCCAUGUAUUUCUUCCUGGCCAACCUCUCCUGGGUGGACUUGUGCCUGGCCACCAACACCAUCCCCAAGAUGUUGGUGAACCUCCAGACCAAAGGCAAGUCCAUCUCCUACUCCUGCUGCCUCGUCCAGAUGUACUUCUUCCAUUUUUUCGGCAUCGUGGACAGCGUCCUCCUAGCCGUCAUGGCGUACGACCGCUUCGUGGCCAUCUGUCACCCUCUGCGUUACGCCACUGUCAUGAGUCCACGCCUCUGCGGCCUCCUCGUCGGUGGCCUGUGGUUGUUCUCCUGCUCCGUCUCCCUCACCCACGUCCUGCUCGUGGCGCGCCUGGUUUUCUGCGGCCACAACGAGCUGCCCCACUACUUCUGCGACCUCACGCCCCUCCUCCGGCUUUCCUGCACGGACACCAUGGUCAACAGGAUCUUUGUGCUUGUUGUGGCGGGGAUGGUGAUCGCGGCGCCCUUCGUCUGCAUCCUGGCCUCCUAUGCACGUAUCAUGGUGGCUGUCGUGGGGGUCUCCUCUGUCGGGGGCAGGAGGAAAGCCUUCUCCACCUGCGGCUCCCACCUCACCGUGGUCACUCUCUUCUACGGCACGACCAUCGGGGUCUACCUGUGUCCCUCCUCUGUCCGCACGGUUGACAAAGAAAAGGCCGCAGCCGUCAUGUACACAGCGGUCACCCCCAUGCUGAACCCCUUCAUCUACAGUCUGAGGAACAGGGACCUGAAGGGGGCCCUGAGAAAGCUUAUCCAAAGGAAGGUCGCCUUGUCACCCUGA